Messenger RNA from Coturnix japonica (Japanese quail), 4000 nucleotides. RefSeq names its product serine/threonine kinase 32C (gene STK32C). Gene Ontology annotation, molecular function: ATP binding; G protein-coupled receptor binding; G protein-coupled receptor kinase activity. Lineage: Eukaryota; Metazoa; Chordata; Aves; Galliformes; Phasianidae. The record is from RefSeq and is a predicted model, not a curated record. Gene Ontology annotation, biological process: protein phosphorylation; G protein-coupled receptor signaling pathway; regulation of signal transduction.
CUGCUCGGGGCCGAUCGUCCCUGGAGCGGGAGCCGCCGGUCGGCGGGGAGCGGCGCGCGGGGAAUGCCAUCCGCCCGGCCCGAUGUUCCACUGGGGCAAGUGGAAGAAGAGGAUGGGAGCCAGCGCCUCCUCCUCCAAGAGACCCGUGUUCGACGAGCGGGAGGACGUGAACUUUGACCACUUCCAGAUUCUCCGGGCGAUUGGGAAGGGCAGCUUUGGCAAGGUGUGUAUUGUGCAGAAGAGAGACACCGAGAAGAUGUACGCUAUGAAGUACAUGAACAAGCAGCAGUGCAUCGAGAGGGACGAGGUCCGCAACGUGUUCCGGGAGCUGGAGAUCCUGCAGGAGAUUGAGCACGUGUUCCUGGUGAACCUCUGGUAUUCCUUCCAGGACGAGGAGGACAUGUUCAUGGUGGUGGACCUGCUGCUUGGCGGGGACCUGCGCUACCACCUGCAGCAGAACGUGCAGUUCACAGAGGAGACGGUCAGGCUGUACCUCUGUGAGAUGGCCCUGGCACUGGACUACCUGCGCAGCCAGCACAUCAUUCACAGAGAUGUAAAACCAGACAACAUUCUCCUGGAUGAGCAAGGUCACGCACACUUAACAGAUUUUAAUAUUGCAACAAUAAUCAGGGAUGGUGAAAGAGCAACUGCGCUAGCUGGAACAAAGCCAUACAUGGCUCCAGAGAUUUUCCAUUCCUUCCUGAGCGGUGGCACGGGUUACUCCUUUGAAGUGGAUUGGUGGUCGCUGGGAAUCAUGGCUUACGAACUCCUCCGUGGCUGGAGACCGUACGACAUCCACUCCAACAACCCGGUGGAGUCCCUGGUGCAGCUGUUCAGCACCGUCAGCGUUCAGUACUCGUCCACGUGGUCAAAGGAGAUGGUUGCCCUGCUACGAAAGCUGCUGACGGUGAACCCCGAGCACCGCUUCUCCUGCCUGGCUGACAUCCAGACUUCAGCAUAUCUGUCCGCCGUGCCCUGGGCCGAUGUCUGCCAGAAGCGCCUGGAGCCGGGAUUCGUCCCCAACAAGGGCCGCCUGCACUGCGACCCCACCUUCGAGCUGGAGGAGAUGAUCCUGGAGUCCCGGCCCCUGCACAAGAAGAAGAAGAGGCUGGCGAAGAACAAGUCGCGGGACAACAGCAAGGACAGCUCGCAGUCUGAAAAUGACUAUCUCCAGGAAUGCCUUGAAGCCAUCCAGCAAGAUUUUGUCAUCUUUAACAGAGAGAAGCUGAAGAAGAGCCAGGAGCAGACGAGCGAGUCCACGUCUGCCCCUGAGACCACGGCUGAGGCUGAGACGGAGGCUGAGGCCGAGACCUCCAACCUGAACAUGUGCAGCUCCGUGUGCUCCUCGGCGGGCAGCGGUUAAGCUGGGGCCGCCCCGCUGCCGCCUGCCCUGUGUGCACCGAGUGCCAUUGGCAGUGCCCUGCAGCACCCGGCACAGCAGCUCGUCCCGCAGCGUUGUAGCAGAACAGUUCUCACAGAGCUGAGCUCUGGAUUUACACAGGCACCGGUUCCACACGCCGAGGUGCUGCCGUGGGUAAGGAUCCUCGCUAUGCAACUUGCGGGAGGAAGGAGACCUAUUUCACUACUUGUUCUUUUUUUAAUGUCAGAUUGCUGACAGGUUUUAAUACAAAGCGAUGGCAGCGUGAGAAGUUAUAUCUCCAACAUGGGAAGCCAGCGGGAUUAAUACUGGAUGGGUGGCUCACACUGUGUGAGGCACUGCUGCUAGCGAGGGCUGCGUGGGGCCCAGUGCUCCCACUGUGGGUUGGGGCUGCCCCUGCUGCAGCCACAGGUGGGAGCGGGGAUGGGGUGGCCCUGCAGCUCAGGGAUGGCACGGACACACUGUUCUCUUCACCACUGCCACAGUGUCUUUCCUGACUUGGGGUAAAUAAAUGCUUUUUGUGCACUUCUGGGGCUGGGUAAUGAUGAAAUACGUGAUCAAUAUGUCAGGUGUAUUUAAGAUAGUUCCUUCAUGUAGCUGCUGUGAGUGGCAGGAGCCGUGUGGCAGGUCGGGCCAUUUGGGCUCUGCGUGCCCAGGUUUGGGGGAUGCAUUUUGUCACGGGUUCAGGUCUUUUUGGAAGCUGUUUGUGACCUUCCAGUACUGCUUGGCCACGAAAGGAGGGCAGUGUCUUCAUUUACCCUUCAGUUCUCUUUAUUUUCAGUGUAAAGUAGAAGUGCUGUACAUAACUUACCAAAACCUGUUUUUAUCUUCCCGGUAAGGCAGGAGCUCUCUGACGGCUCCGCUGUGGGGGGUUGCCUUUCUCCUGCUUUCAGAGGCCUUCACUCUGUUGGUUGCUCAAUCUGCUGCCUUGUGGCUUUUGGUUACUGUUGUUAAAUGUGAGCGGUGGGUUCUGCUGCAGCACGAAGCCGUUGUGAUGCACAGAUUGAUUGCAGCGGCGUUCACCUUAAAGCGGGCGACAUGUGUUGGCUGGCAGAUGCUGAGGAGGUGGCUGGGUUUGCAUCCUUGGUCUAUAUUUGUAACACAAAAAUGCAUAGAAGAGGUUUUUAACAGAUGCAGACUCUUUUAGGACAAACACUGCUGCUUUUUUAGUCCCUGUGGAUGAAAUCAUAGAACGGCUUAACCGUGUACAGUUAUUUUAUAUGAAAGAUGACACUAAACACUUAAUUUCCACAGUUUUAUGUGGAGAUCAGGAAGUGGCUGUUUGUGCAGAACCACCUUCAUGAAGGGGCAGCAGAGGCUGGAGGUGCACGGCUGGACCUCAGCACCGGCUGCACAGUGAUGGGUGGGGGUAGCUCUGCUCACAGCCCCGUGGAGUGGCCCACCUGAGCACCACUCUAUGUGCCCACACACCUGCCUCUCUGCCCAGCCCUGCCCCACUGACUGCCCCCUGUCCCCCUGUGCGUCAUGCAGUGCCCGCAGCAGCCCCAGGCAAUGCCCAGCAGUGCUGGGGGCACGGCACAGCCACUGCCCUGUGGUGAGAUGGGGGCACACACAUGGGGAGCACAGGCUGAGGAGUGUGUGUCUGCCCUGGUACCUCCUGCACCUUGUUCUCCAGGACAGCUGAUGUGACAGGCUUUUGGAGCACUGCGCAGUCUGGACCCUGUGAGUACAGCAUCUCUUGGUACUCGUUUCCAGCCACAUGUGGAUGUGUUUCACUGCUGCCCACUGCAGAGCAGGUUCUAUUGCUGCCCAUUUACUUAUGCAUAGAUACAGGAGAUGAAGCUGAAAGCUAAGAGUAGCUGUGAGAAGGAAGCGCAGCAAUAGUGCAUCAGUCCCGUGCUGGGCUGUGGGGCUGUGCUCUGCCCAGGGGCUGUGAUGGCUGCGCUGCCAAAGCCCUGAGCCCUUCUGUCCAUCCUCUCUGUGGAGCUGGGUCAGUGCUGCUGUGAGCAGAGCUCACGGGGCAGUGUGAGGCACUGCCCUUUCCCAUGCAGAGCCUGCAGCAGUCGGUCUGGCCCUGCUUUACACCUCCACGACAGUGUUCUGUAUAUAACUAUUUAGAGACGUGUAUUUUUUGUAUGACAGAUUUAUACAGGGAGUGCCGUUAUCCGCUGUGAGACGUCUACAUCACCUGUGAAUUAUUCUCCUUAAACUCUUACCAUAAGAUUCUUUUCUUCUCGCUGUUGUAUUUGGGAGUUCUGCAGAAUUGCCUAUUUUCAAGUGUUUCCAUUGAAUUCCACAGACUUCGCUGGGAAUUUUGUGUAGAACCAGGUCAGGUCCGGAUGGGUCUUUUGUUGCCAAUUGUUCAUCACUGCACCUUGGUGAGAAUAAGGGUAUCAUGAAUGGGGGAAUAUGAGCUCGAGGCCGGAUGGUGCCGAAACCCUGAUGCCUUGGUAGGGAGUAUUUUUACAUGAUCUCGGUGUAAAUGGGAGAGGUAAAGUAUACCUUUGUAUCUUAUGUUAAUAUACUUCUGUAAUUUAUUGCAUAGCAAUACUGCCGUGUCACGGAGCAUUUCAGUUAGGACAACAAACGUGUGGUUUUGCAGACACUGCAAGAAGCCAUUGCCUAUGUGGAGUAAUAAACGUGGAUUUUUAACAUUGCCAA